Rhipicephalus microplus (southern cattle tick) is the source of this 762-nucleotide messenger RNA. Its product is annotated as acyl-coenzyme A thioesterase 13. The record is from RefSeq and is a predicted model, not a curated record. Gene Ontology annotation, molecular function: fatty acyl-CoA hydrolase activity. Lineage: Eukaryota; Metazoa; Arthropoda; Arachnida; Ixodida; Ixodidae.
GUGAAGCCAGCGUGUUUGACACGCGAUGGAGAAGUGGUGUACGAGCUUCGACUCGAGAAGGAGCACUGCGACUUGCACGGCAAUCUGCACGCCGGCAUGGCAUUCGCCCUAUUAGAUCUGUACACGUGGACGACGGCUUGCACGCUGUACGACCAGGACACGCCGUUCGUGAAGCCAGCGUCUUUGACACGCGAUGGAGAAGUGAUGUACGAGCUUCGACUCGAGAAGGAGCACUGCGACUUGCACGGCAAUCUGCAUGCCGGCAUGGCAUUCGCCCUAUUGGAUCUGUACACGUGGACGACGGCUUGCACGCUGUACGACCAGGACACGCCGUUCGUCAGCCUCAACCUUAAGGCAAGGUUUCUCUCUCCGGCAAAACUUGGUGACGUCAUCCUCUUGGACUCACGCAUCGUCCACGCGGGACGAAGGGUCGUCUACGCCGAGCUCGACAUUCUCGAUAAAGCUACGAAGCGCCUGUUGGUUCAAGGAUCACACAUAGUUCAUAUUUUGUCAAAACCUACACAUCGCGAAGGUUAAGAGUAACAUCUGCCGAGUAGAGUAAGAACUCGGUCGACACUCAAAAAUUUCAGUGAAAUGUCCCUGGCUGCAGCUAGUCUGUAAGAAAAUACGUCAUACAGUUAUAACGCUAUACAGACGAUUAUUGCAUUCGGCCUGUCGUUGAGAAAAAUUCACUCGCGAACGGCAAUUUUCUUGGACGCGGCCCUUUUUUUUCUGAUAAAUAAAUUGCAAGAAACACAAGUA